Molecule: messenger RNA, 1193 nt
Organism: Zophobas morio
Lineage: Eukaryota; Metazoa; Arthropoda; Insecta; Coleoptera; Tenebrionidae
Exons: 11
Coding region: 57-1193 (378 amino acids)
Biological process (GO): biosynthetic process; amino acid metabolic process
Molecular function (GO): L-aspartate:2-oxoglutarate transaminase activity; pyridoxal phosphate binding
Source: RefSeq, a predicted model, not a curated record
GGUGGGAGGCAAGUUGUUAUGAAUCUAAAUAACAAUAAUAACCCAUAUAAUUAAUAAUGAUAUUCAUAAUAAUAAAGUUUAUAGCCUAUAGGGAUGAGGAAGGUAAGCCAUACAUUUUACCUGUCGUGCGCGACAUUGAACUUCAAGUUGUUCAAGAUGAGAAAAGAAAGCAUGAAUAUCUACCUAUUUCUGGUCUUGCAGAUUUUAACUUGGCUAUGGCAGAGUUACUCCUCGGAGAAGGAAAUUUUAAUUCCUUUAAAGAAAGAAUUGCUGUAGUGCAGUGCAUUGCAGGCACGGGUUCCCUUCGAGUUGCCUUUGAGUUUUUAAAUAAGUUUCACACUAGCAAAGUUGUGGCCAUUUCUGAACCAACUUGGGAAAACCAUAAAAGCAUCAUUCGCGAAUCUCAUUUUAUUUGGAAGCCUUAUCGUUAUUACGAAAGCAGCACGAAAGCUUUGGAUGUUAAGGGAAUGCUUGAAGAUCUAGAGGCGUUUCCUGAAGGCACAAUUGUGUUACUGCACGCCUGCGCCCAUAAUCCAACCGGAGUUGAUCCCACUUUUUCAGACUGGGAGAAAAUUUUAAAACUUAUUAAAGUUAAGCACCAUUUCCCUGUUUUUGACGUUGCUUACCAGGGAGGCUUAGCUACGGGCGAUCCAAAAACUGACGCGGGCGCAGUCUGCCUUGCUGUGCAGUUGGAAAUUGAAUUUUUUGCUUGUCAAUCUUGUUCCAAAAUAUUUGGCCUUUAUGACGAGCGUACGGGCGCUCUCACGUGUUUUCUAGCGUCUGCAAGGGCUAAGCAAGCAGUCGAGAGCCAAUUAAAAAUAAUUCUACGAACAAUGAUUUCCAAUCCACCGCAUCACGGAGCGCGCGUGGUUGCUACUAUUUUAAAAUCUACAAAAUUGCGUCAGGAGUGGCUUCAGACUAUAAAAGCAAUGACCGAACGCAUUUUAAAAAUGCGUCAGGAGCUCUACACUCGCCUGAAGCGCUUGAGCACUCCUGGGGAUUGGUCGCAUAUUGUAAAUCAGAAGGGCAUGUUCACUUUUACUGGGCUCACCGAAAGCCAGUGCGCUCUGCUUACUGAGAAGCAUCACGUUUACCUCGUCAGUAAUGGAAGGAUCAACAUUUGCGGAUUAACUAAUGAAAACGUUGAUUACGUGGCAAACGCUAUUUACCAAGUUGUAACUAGUGACUGCUGA